Messenger RNA from Exophiala oligosperma, 2531 nucleotides. RefSeq lists its product as uncharacterized. Lineage: Eukaryota; Fungi; Ascomycota; Eurotiomycetes; Chaetothyriales; Herpotrichiellaceae. The coding region runs from base 697 to 1731 and encodes 344 amino acids. Gene Ontology annotation, cellular component: SNARE complex; Golgi membrane; endomembrane system. The transcript is spliced from 2 exons. Gene Ontology annotation, biological process: endoplasmic reticulum to Golgi vesicle-mediated transport; intracellular protein transport; vesicle fusion. Gene Ontology annotation, molecular function: SNARE binding; SNAP receptor activity. The record is from RefSeq and is a predicted model, not a curated record.
UCCUAGGUGCAUAUGAGCUGAGUAUACGGAGUACAGAUAUCUGAGCAUCUGAGACCUAGUAUCGACUCAUAUUCAGGUUCCAAGCUGUCGUGCAUCUAUUUGAAAGGCAUCAAAGCCUUGCCAGCCUUACCGAGGCCCCGAGAUACAAGCCCCGGAAGCCCAGAGUUGACGAUACAUUAGGCGGUUACCACGCCUAAUGACCCUAGUGAGUCUAGGGCAACUCGGCUGUGCAGUAACUGGCACUAGGAGCCCUGAUCUGUGUGGCUGAUGCAACUGCAGACGAUGGAAAGGUGGCGGCUCAAAUCUGCCACCUUUCAACACUCCAUGUUUCUGUUUCCGCCCUGACGCUUGUCGCUGCGACGCUUUCGGCUGCGCUGGGACUUUGAAACACCCUGCAUCUGGACUUUAUUAGAUCUUCCCGACCGCAGCCACAACCAAAGCACUUUCUCCAUACACGGCAUUACACUCUUCGCGAAUCUUUGUACAUAUCCUCCUCUGUUUCUCUGCGCCGAAUUUGAAGAACAACUGGACCUGUAUUACUAUUGACUUCAUAGAACGGCUCGGUCAGGCCCCUUACCGAGUACAAUCAAUCCGCCUUCAAGAUAUGCCCUUGCUCCUCCACUAAUUCCACGAGUCCCGAUAUCGUUCCGCAUUCCUCCUCCUUGCGCAGGCGCAAAUAUCUUCCUCUGAAUCACAAUGGUGUCCACGUCGAUACAAGACCGGACGAAUGAGUUCCGCACGAUCCUAGCCCAAGCGCAGAAACGACAAUCGGCCACAAAAGGAGGGCCUCAAAGGCAGUCGCUCCUCAGUGAAAGCCAGAAAAGAGAAGCAAAUGGAACGCCGAAUGGUCCUUCAAGGAGCUCUCGGUCCGAGUUCGCUCGCAAUGCCGCCCAAAUUGGCCGUGGCAUUACGGCCACAAUGGGAAAGUUGGAAAGACUCGCCCAGCUCGCGAAGAGAAAGGCCAUCUUCGAUGACCGGCCCGUGGAAAUUUCUGAGUUGACAUACGUUAUCAAGCAAGAUCUUGCUGGCCUCAAUUCUCAGAUUUCUGCGCUGCAACAACUGACGCAGUCGCAACAUCCAACCGCCUCAUUACCACGAUCAGCAGACCAAGAAGGGCAGCAUAACAAAAAUGUCGUACUUCUACUUCAGAACAAAGUGACCGAUGUCGCCGCGAAUUUCAAGGAUGUGUUGGAGGUCCGAACGAAAAACAUCCAGGCAUCAAGAUCAAGGACUGAGAACUUCGUUUCAUCAGUCUCAGCGCGUUCACAAUCGCACUUGGACGAAACCCGAUCGGAGUCACCGCUAUAUCAAAAUGGAAGCCGGCAGAGGACGCCUCAAACUUCGACACAAGAUCUUUUGAGUCUGGAGCCUUCAAGCACAUCGACACUGAUGCGUAAUGGCCCCCAGUCAGACCAUCAACUUUUACUCAUGGAAGAAGCACAACCGGCAAACACGUACAUUCAGGAACGAGGUCAAGCCAUCGAAGCCAUCGAACGCACAAUCAACGAGUUGGGAGGAAUUUUCGGGCAGCUUGCGAGUAUGGUUUCGGAACAGGGCGAAAUGCUUCAACGCAUAGAUGCAAACACCGAGGAUGUAGUGGAUAAUGUUCAGGGAGCCCAGCGAGAACUUUUGAAGUAUUGGAAUCGAGUACAAGGAAACCGGUGGCUUGUAGCCAAAAUGUUUGGUGUGCUGAUGAUUUUCUUUUUGUUAUGGGUUCUGAUAUCUGGUUGAACUCCUACCACAGGCAAAUGGAACGCGUGUGAUCCACCAAUUGUGUGCAUGCCGUCCUGGGCGUGUUCGUCUGUCGUGCAAAUUCACAUCUCUGAUGCCUUCCUGUCGAGAGAUCUGUCACGCAGGAAUAUCAGUUAUGUCUAUGCGAAGACAGACGAUGUCCAUCCGGAUAGCCCCGUAUCUUAAUCGCUGUCUUGCUCAACGUUAAGCAGACGUCCAUGCUUACGAGGAAUGUCGUAAGGAGAAAUGCAGAGGGCAUGGUGUCCGGCCUCUAUGGACACAAUCUUAUCAAGGACGACCCAACAGCAGAAUUUGGUGGGGAUACGUGGAAGACUCAGGAUGAGUAGGAGUUGUAGCAACCGCAUUUCAGGCACCACAGGCAUCUACUUGGUAUUUCCUCACGGCAAGAAAGGGAGAUCCGUUGAGAGGAUGCAAGGAUGGCAUUCUUUUGUAAAGCCCUUCAUCGAGGCUGUAUUUGAUUGUGUGGCAUCUAAUCUAACAGUAUUAAUCCGUGGGUAUCGCUUAGCUAUGAUCGACUUUUCAUGACCCAAAUAUCUUUAUGUACAUCCCAGUGUGAAUCAGCCACCGGUCACAACCUCGUCGGAAGUCAAUCAUCGCUGAAGCUGGGAUUGAUUGCGUCGGGGGUGUACUAAAGGAGGAUACUUCGAUCGUGCCCAUACGGAGGCUGCCAUUUGAGGGGAAUCAGUUCGGAUGAUGCUGCCAAUGCCCAUGAAGACACUGCCAUCUCAUCAGCUUGGGACAUUAUAGAAUGAACUUGUUUGUGCAUACCUGAAUGUAGC